AUGGCCGCGUCAAGCAGCAGCCUCGUCGAUAUUGGCGAUCCGAGCCAUCCUUUCGCCCACAUCACCCAACAGAAUCAUAAAUCUCCUUUUCUUAGUCUUCCCUUGGAGAUUCGUCUCAUGAUCUACGAAUUUGCCGUAGCCGUCAACAAGCCUGUCCGACCCAGGCAGGUUACUGCUCGCUCGAAUAAGUUCGUAUGGGAUCCACCUCUUGACCAGUUCCCCAAUAGGAGUGUCUUAAGGCUGGAGGAGGGUAAAUCUCUAGUAGUUGGUCCACUUAGUCGCACCUGCCGCUCAAUCUACCAAGAGCUAGAAAAGACUCCCGUCUUCUAUCGCGUUAACAGUUUUGAAUUCUACUAUGCCCCGGAUUUGCACGCCUUCUUAGCGGCUAUUCUCCCGAAACGCCUGGCACUGAUCCGUACCAUUCGCCUUAUACCUGGAACACGCCCAAAUCUUCCAGUCGAAAGUUGGGGUGCAGAGUUACAUCCCAGGACCCCGAAUUACCAACGGACUCGCAAUCGGGCUGCCGAAAUUACCCAUAUCCUAACACUUUUGACUCAAUGUAAGGAUCUUAGAGAAUUAUCUCUUAUUCUUCAGCAGGACCAGUAUGGCGACAUGGUUAACCAGGCAUAUGGAUGGGAUAAACUGGCGGCUUAUUUUUCUUAUGGAACACCAGCUUUUAUCAACAUGAAUGGCUUUGAUAUCUUCAUGCGCCUUGCCUCCGAUGGAGAAGAGUUCCAGUUGAAAAAGGCCCUUGAUCAUCCCGACUUAACACAAUCUUUCGUAGCCAAGAACAUCCUUUCUACCAUCGUUCAUGGUCUGGACGAACGUAAAAAGGCUUUUGCGCUAAAGGCCAAAGCACUAAAAGCAAAAGCGCAAGAAGGCGAAAGCUACGAAGAGAUAGACCUUCGUCCUCAGUGGUUUAAAGACAUGGAAAACCAAACGGCAAUCGAGGCGGCUAUUAUCGCUGCACCGGUAGACUUCACAGGUGAAAACCGUAUCGCACAAGAUUUGCAUCAGAUCAUGUCUAACCGAGUUUCAUCCCGUACCCGACGCAAAGGCCAGUCUGUGGACUCGAUGGGAGUUUUACGUCGCGAGGAACCCAAGUAUAACUUGGACGGGCUGUUGACGUGGUGGUACAGCCAUGUGACAGGAAUCCGCUGGUCUGAUUCCAGAGAUGUGGAACUUGAACUGAACUAUCCUGGUAGGACCCCCGAAUCCUCUUGGGAAUCUUUCUACGUCUUACCAAAGGACCGCCAUGGUGAGCAAAGCAUCAUCAAUUUCUUCAAGGGUGUUUUAAAAGAGAGACAUAUAGAUGUGGAAGCCACACUUCAAAGGGUGCGUUCCAUUCCUUCCCCUUUGGACAUCGCCAAGCUUGCUGGUGGAUUGAACCAGUACAUUGGCAAGGACACGAUGUAUGGGGAAAAGACGUCCCAGACAGUCAAAAAAGGUAGAAUCCGCGCGUGGACGCACUGCGACGAUCAGUGGAACCAGUAUAUAGUCAAACUAGAAAUGCUGGUUGACAAGAGGAAGAAAGAAGCUACCAAGGCGGCAAGCAAAGCCACGAAGAAAACGGCAAAGUGA
Messenger RNA from Daldinia vernicosa, 1581 nucleotides. RefSeq lists its product as uncharacterized. The transcript is spliced from 3 exons. The record is from RefSeq and is a predicted model, not a curated record. The coding region runs from base 1 to 1581 and encodes 526 amino acids. Lineage: Eukaryota; Fungi; Ascomycota; Sordariomycetes; Xylariales; Hypoxylaceae.